Molecule: messenger RNA, 924 nt
Organism: Terrapene triunguis (Three-toed box turtle)
Lineage: Eukaryota; Metazoa; Chordata; Testudines; Emydidae
Gene: RABEPK
Product: Rab9 effector protein with kelch motifs
Exons: 4
Molecular function (GO): protein binding
Source: RefSeq, a predicted model, not a curated record
UUAGAAACAGGAAUCUGGGAAAGUCCUAAAGUGGCUGGGACUCAACCACUCCCUAGGACAUUCCACACAUCAUCAGCGGCUAUAGGAGACCGGCUUUAUGUUCUUGGAGGGGGAGAAAAAGGAGCAGAGCCCGUUAAAGAUCCACAACUUCACGUGUUUGACACAGCCACUUUGACUUGGUCGCAGCCAGAAGUACAUGGUAAUCCUCCCUCACCUCGGCAUGGCCAUGUGGUGGUUGCAGUUGGGACCAAGCUUUUCAUACAUGGUGGGUUAUCUGGUGAUAAAUUUUACAAUGAUCUGUUCUACAUUGAUACAAAGGAUAUGAGAUGGGAAAAGUUACCAGCUGCUGGUGAUGUCCCAGGAGGACGGGCAGCCCACUCAGCUGCUGCCUUUGGAGACCAUCUGUACAUUUUUGGUGGAAUGGACCCAACUGGGGCACUGGAUACAAUGUAUAAAUAUCACAUAGAAAACCAACAAUGGACGCUAUUAGAAUUUGAUUCUCCUUUGCCCCCUGGAAGGUUGGACCAUUCCAUGUGCAUCAUUCCAUGGCAAGUAUGUGUCAAUGUUAAGAACAGAGAUUCAGCUGUAACCAGCAGAAAUACAAUCGGGAAGGAAGCAACUGAAACAGUCAGUGAUGAGGGGGACUCCGAUCAGAAAAAACAAAUAGGAAAAGACUGCACAGAAGACAAAUUGAUGUAUUUGUUUUUAAUAUUUGGUGGGAUGGAUACUCAAGGGGAGAUUCACAGGGACUGUAUUGUGAAUCUGAUUAAGUAAUAAAACCAGAGUACUCAAACUGUCCACUUGUAUAAAUCUAAUUCUUUUUUCAGUGUUUAUAACUGACAAGAUCACUCCAAGAAAUUAAAUUCUGGCAUGAACUGAGUGUUGUGCUAAGAAAAUCUUAUUUAUUAAAAUUCUCUUGUUAUA